Stylophora pistillata is the source of this 3314-nucleotide messenger RNA. RefSeq names its product protein phosphatase 1 regulatory subunit 21. NCBI's taxonomy places the organism in Eukaryota, Metazoa, Cnidaria, Anthozoa, Scleractinia, Pocilloporidae. Gene Ontology annotation, cellular component: membrane; early endosome. The record is from RefSeq and is a predicted model, not a curated record.
GAAAAAGAAGAUGGCCGCUUCUGGAGGUACGGAAAUGACAUCUGAAAUAAUCUAGUCUUCUGAAGAUAUUCUGCAAUCAGAUGUUCAUUAGAAGACAUCCAAGUUGCUAUGAUGAGUGCGGACUCUCAAACGCUUCAAGCCAAGUAUCAGAAAUUGGCUGCAGAGUUUGCAAAGCAAAGAGCACAGAACACGGUUUUAAAGAAGGCAGUUAUCGAGGAACAAGAAAAAACCAAGACCCUUCAAGAAACAUUGCGGCAGAAGGACCAGGCCAUUAGAAAAUAUGAACAGGAGAUCGACAGCUUACAGUUCAGAAAUGACCAGUUGUCAAAGAGAGUGGCAGUGUUGCAGGAAGAGCUUGAUGAUUACGAUGGAAAGAAUAGAAGAGGAAAGUCAAGAAUUGAUGGUGUGGCAAAGGGAGAUGUCAAUGAUGUAAAAGAUCAAGAACUUCAGAUAAAAAUCCAAGAAAAUGAGAGGCUGCAGCGGGAGUUGUACGAAACCACACAGGAACACAGAGGAACAAUAUUGACUCUUCAGGAAAAGUUAGAAUCAUUUGAAAGAAAUUCAACUGAUCACCAAAAGAUUUUAGAUGAAGCUAAUGGGAAGCACAAAAUGGUUGUUGAUAAACUCAAUGAGGAGAGAGCUUUACUUGAGGCAAAACUCCAUAAGACAGAAGAGGAAUUAAAAGUUGCAAGUUUAAAAGCAGAAAAAGGUCACCAGCAACUUAAGCUCUUACACAAGGAGAUGACAUCCAGAUAUGAUGAUGUUUCUAAAGUUGUCACUGAAAAACUUCCAUUUAAUGAUACAAGCAUCAGAGAGCUAAACAAGCUUAAUGUACCAACACAUGAUCGUAGGCACCAGGUGAAAGCAAAGGAAUUAAUUUGCCAAGCAGUUGAACUUGUUCGUGAGCUGGUGUCAGGAAUGUCGAACUUUCUUACCUACACUGAACAGCGACUCAAGACCUUCUUUGUUGAAUCAGCUCAGUUGCAGAUCAGCCCUGUUACACAGAAGUUUUGUGAUUACCUUCAUGGAAAUGCAACAGUACUGAGAGCUGUGGAUCAAGCAUUUGUUUCAUUCUACAGUAGCAUCAAAACAGACUCUUUGAUUUCUUUGGAAACCAUACCUGGUUUUUAUGAUUUUUCUGAAGCUUUCCAUAGAUACAGCAAUUACUUAAAGAAGCUUCUUCCAUACUUUGUGUUGAGCACCAGUGAGGAAUGUAAGGCCUCAACUUGUUCCACCACACUAGAAGCGUACAACAACGCUCUGCUGCACUCUCUCAGGAAGCUUAUCACAGUAUUCAAUAAGAUCGAUACUCACAUUGGCGCCUUGGCCUCAGCAAGCUCUGGAUCUGAAGGAAUUCUAUCAACCAAUUAUAAUGUUUCCUUUAUGCAUCUUAACUCUGCCCUGCAGGAACUUCAUGAAUGUGUCAAAGUAUUAUCAACGAACUUCCAGUCCAAGGUAUCUCUUGAGCAUCAGCUACCCACGGCAACACAGACUAUGAAAAGUACAGACGAAUGUAUUGUUUCUUCUUUAGUGUCUCUGCUGACCACAAGUGCCAAGAUAGGAAAAUUUAUGAGUGGCAACUUGGAUUUCUUGUCAACAAAUUCUGGCGUCAGAACAAGAGGAAUGACUUCUGCUGCUGAGAGCGAGCUCACUUCAUCGCCAGCUGUCUUGGAAUUCAGACAUCACGCUGCCGACUACAUACAAAAACUAAUGCGGCCAUCCCCGGAGUCAGUUCCUUACAGAGUAGCACUUCGAAAUCACAAGGUCCUGAUAAGUUCGACAGAAAGCAAAGAUUCCUUAGAACAGCAGAUUGCAUUGACGCGCGAGAAAGUUUCCAAGCUGGAACAAGCCAAGGAACAUUGGAUGUUAGAGUCUCAACUUUCACAAGUAAAAUAUGAAAAGGAAGUUAAGAAAGUACGAGUUCUGGAGGAAGAGAUAAACAAACUGCAGACUGCGAAAGGAGUACUUCCAGCAGUAGACGGCCUGUCGUCUAUCUCGGACGAAACUGGAUCUACGUCAUCGCAUUCAUCAAUGACGUCACAUAGUUACGAGGUCCAGGCCCCGCCGUCUGAUCUUGGAGAAGUGGCGCUACUCAACCAAGCCGAGGGAGCAGAGGAUGUAACACGGGAAACACUGAUCAAAAAUCAUUUUACGCAAAGAGUAGCUCAGCUUACUUCACAGAUGCAAUUUGCGGAGAGCAAGACUGUAUCCAUAACUGCAGAGUGCCGCGCUCUGUACCGACGCAUGAAACAGGCUGAAAAGACGAAACAAGAACUCGCAAAAAAUCUCAAGACAGCUACCUCAAAAGUCAGCCAACUCGAGGACGAGGCGGAGACAAUCAAGCGAAGCUACGAGACACAGUUAUCAAUGAUGAGCGAUCAUUUGUGUGGAAUGAACGAAAAGCUCACCUCACAGCAAGACGAAAUAGAGGCCCUGAAGGGUGGUAAGACGAAAAAGGGAAAACAGCGGUAACGAAGAAAGAUUAUAUUUUCAAAUAGAGACAGUAAUAUUGUGAAGAAGAAAAGAUUUCGGAAGGUUUUAUUGUUAUAUGAAAUGCAGAUUUUACAAAAUGGCCAUCAAAAUUUACCCGGAGGAUUAUUCGAUCUGUGAUGCCGUAUAAACACCUGAAAUAGCACUAAUAUUUUGACCGAUGCCCUUAAAUAUAUAUAUUUUUUUUCUCAGUAAGAUUUGAUACUUUCUCGUUGUUUACUUCAUUUUUGAGGGUUGUCCAAUCCACCCAAGUAUUGGACACGUUUGUUCAUUUUCAUCUAGUUUCUAUAAUUUUAUUCUUAUCUUUCUUUUAAGGGAAUAUUUCUCCUCGGACAAGCUCGAAAUAAAAAUCUAAAAUUCUGAGACUCAUCUCGCCAAAUAAACCAAGGUCUUACUCACCUACUAGGUGUUACACCGCAGUGUUUUGAAUUUUGUUUUAUUUUUCCUUUUUAAAUACUUUCGUCUAUAAAAAUCGUAUGGAAUAUUAUGGACUUGUUGCCGGAUUGAGUGGAAGGGCAGGACGGGUCCUAAAUAUUUGGCCCGAGGUUAUGAUUGCGCACGGUCCAUGAAUCAUAACCGUGAGCUAAAUAAUUUCCCGGCCGGCUCUAUCAAACUCAGUUAGUAGACAUUGAAAAUUAAGAAGAAUUAAGAAAGAGUUGCAUGUUGAUCAUCUGUGGAAGUUAGGACUGUAAACCCAUAAUGAAACUUCAGACCAGUUGAUAUUAGCAUGUAUCAACAAUUCUGUAACUUUGAACAGCUUUGUAAGAAAUUUUUGUAAUAGAAUUCUACGGACUGAUAAUAGAAUUUGAUAAUUUGUAAUUUAA